CAACACAUCAGAGACAAGCCACAAUAGAGAAGAAUAGCAAGAUGGUACAGUGCGCCUUAAGACUGAGUAUCGAAACUUAACAGCAUCAAGGCAUGGAAUUAUAGACAUACGAGUCAAGUACUUUAAAGAUAGUUUAGUUUCGCGCCCUAAACUGAGAAAAAAGUCAACUGCGAUCUUCAGGACAGUGAAAUAACAUUGCAAAGAAGAUGGACAACGAACGAGCUGGUGAUUACAGAAAUGUACGCAAAGCACUUCGCCAUCACCUUCGCUGUUUAGGAAACUCGCAAUAACAGCGUCGGCUCAGUAACAUUUCUAAACGACCUGACCAGCAAUAACGAGCGCACCGGAUCACGCAGAUCAAUGAAGAAUGCGCGAGUGCACGCUCAGUUGAUGAAGCCGGCGGUGGUAUCAUGCGUGUUGUGCCCGAGCCAAGCGCGCAGUCAUUGAGGUUGGUGUUCCUCUUCAUAUUCGUCAUGGGUGUAGCACCGUCACCGGCACUGACCGCCGGCUGCCCGGACCGCUGCGUGUGCGACGACCAGUUGGUGGUCCAGUGCGCCGGGCAACAGUUAACAGACUUUCCCGUGGACCUUCCGUUGGCCACCCGGCAGCUCAUUAUCUCCAACAACCGGAUUGGUGACCUGCCGGCGCUGCAGCUUAACUACCUGUCGGAUCUGGUGUACCUGGACUGCAGCAACAACUCGCUGACGGAUAUCACAGAGUCCACUUUUGGGAACUUGCGCAAGCUCGCUUACUUGGAUCUGUCUUUCAACACCCUGACGCAGAUCGAGGACCGGACGUUUGGCCCACUGGCCAGUCUGGUCAUGCUUAGGAUGACGGAUAACCCGUGGCUGUCGGAGAUCCACCCGGACGCGUUCGCGGAGAACGCGGCGCUGCAGGUGCUGGACGUGAGCCGUAACAAUCUGACGACGCUUAACAUUAGCUCGCUGAUCGCCCUGCCGGCGCUGCGCUCUAUGGGGCUCAGCGGAAACCCUUGGAGAUGCGACUGCGACACUGAAGACCUGUGUCUUUGGAUUCAGAUAGAAGGGUUCAAGUUCCAAGAUGAGGGGCAGACAGUGUGCCAGGGACCUCCGGACAUGCUGGGCCAACGACUUGCUGAGGUGGGAAUGCAGCUGCGAUCAGAAUGCCACCAGGGCCUGGGUUACUGGGACUAUCUGUUCUUCAUCGCCAUCGGUUUCGUCAUUUUCAGCGCUGGAACGGUGUCAGCGUGGGUAAUGGGCGUGCUCAUGGUUCUUUACGAGCGGUACAACAAGAGGAAGAGUGAGGAGCUAGACAGUGAAGAUGAGGAGACGGCCACCAGAGGCGGAGGAAGUGGAGGUAACCAUGGCAACGGGGACCUUAGCAAACCAGGCAUGCAGGUGUGAUCUGAGGACAGAGGAACCCUGGGAAACCAUAACAUUACAUACCAAGAACAGAGAUUGAGCUGCGGACACAGACGCAAAGUGCACUUUUUUAGAAUGUGUCAACAUAUUAGUUUUAGAUUAAGACAAGUGGGAGUUAAAGAGAAGAGAUGCAAGAAAGAAGAAAAGACAGACAGGGAAAGGUUGCAUAUUAGUAAUGCUUAUACACACAACAACGCUCUCCUUAGUGUUAGUAAUGUAAUAAGAGCAGGGUGAUAAUAUUGUGUUACACACCUGAGAGAGAAACAGGCAAGGAAGCUAAAAGAAUUUGUUUUCAAAAAGGUUCGAAAGAGGUCAAAAUAACUAUUUGAGGACUAAUCCAGUAAACUAUCUCAGUUUUUAUUCAGCUUGGAAUAUAAAUGGACAAUAUGACAAUAUACAGGACAUUCUCUCAAGACUCGUGCAGUGUAUAAUGAGAGAACAAAGAUGGAAAACUCUUUUAAACUGUCUGCACAACUCCCCAGAAGUGCUGAAAUGCUCUAUGAUGGAUUGAGAACAUUAUAUUGCAGGACUCAACAAUAAAGAUUUUCUUUCUGGCAGGUCAGGACAUUAUUUUUACAGGUCCUGCCAACAUCACUGGCCCCACAACUAAUGUUAUAAACAAGACCUUUAUUAACAUUUUAUAUAUUUUUAUUACAUUAUACAUUUGGCAGAUGCUUUUAUUGAAUUUAAAGUUCAUUUAUGUGUGUUCCCUGGGAUUCAAACCCACAACCUUGAUAAUUUAGAAUUGACCACAUGAAGCUCAUUUAAAGUAAAACUAUUAGUAAACAAAUACAAUACGUUGUUACGACGUUUUAACAAUUGAUCAUAUGACACAUGAGAUAUUUAAUUUAGCAGGAUUCACAGGAAUGUUCCGAAUAUGUAAAAUUGUUGCAAAAAUGCAUCAGUAGUGACAACUGUGACUCUCGAAACGCUCAGGCCAUCGGCCCUCUUUAUUGUUGAGCCCUGUAAUGGAUGUUAUAUUAUUGAUCUAAGCCUGUAUGCACUGCACCGAAAAAGCCUUACACACUAGAUGUAACCCGUCCAGCAAUAACACACCUCCAGGUGAUACUGAGAGCAAUAGGGAUGCGUGUGAAUGUGUAAGUGUGUGUGGCUCGCUGCAGCAAAACCACUACAUGUGGGGAAGAUUAAAGUAUGUCAGCAUUCUUUAAUUUUGGCAAGGCUUUAAUUUUUUUAAUCAAAUGUGAUUCCUCCUGCGGUUACAACACGUCACUCAAGGGCAGAGCUAAAGUCACCCCUCUCUCUUCCCACUGCACCAUCAACACUCUCUUCUCCUGUAUUUCAUCCCACAGAAAAGAAUAGAGAAGUCACAUCCCCUCCUUUGUUCUCUGCUCUUUAGCAGAGUGGGAAAGCUAGUUGUUGGGGCGUAGUGUGAUUUAAGAGUUGCUAAAUCCAUCUGUAAUGGGUUGAAGAGCUUAAGCGAUGAUGCUGGUGGAAUGGGCUGCUCUUGAAAAUAUCUACGCUGCUGCUAUAACUUUGAUCAAUAUUUUUUCCAGUCCUCCUUUUUAUAACUAUAGCAGCAUUAAGGGAAUUGCAAAGGGAAGGGAUUGUUUCCCAAUCGUUUGCCAAAUACUCUGUCUUCCAUUGGUCAACAACGUUUUUCCCAAAAAUAUUUACGUUGGUUAGGCCGAUGUUGCUUUGUCAGACUUUUCCGUUUUAUGCCACUAGUGGUGCAAAAAUGAAAUGCUAUAUUUUUAAAAGUAACAGCUACUAUCACACUUGCUCUCACAUAUUAACCCAGCAUAGGUUAAUUAAUAACCCAACAUUGGUUUUGUUUAUAAUUUACCCAAGUAUAGGUUGAAAACAUCUUUUUAUGUGUAGAAGAAUAGUGGCAAGCAGUCAUCUGAUAGCUUUGUUUAUUUUACCGUUUCCACUGUUAGUAUCCAAAUCACUAAAGGAAUUAUGCAAAUCAGGUACUGGCAUAGAAAUGGGCAAAUCUAAUUUCGAUGGCACCAUUUUACAGGUCAGUUAUUGAGUUCUGUAGAGCAGAGGUUCUUAAAGUGGGGUUCACAGUCCAUAACUAGGGGUCCACAAAAUAAUUUGCUAUUAAUUAUAAAAAUAAUUUAUUAAUUUAUUAGAACAUUUAAAUUUCCUAAACACAGGGUUCGUACGGUCAUGAAAAACCUGGAAAAGUUAUGAAAUUUUAAAAUCGAACUUUCCAGGUCUGAAAAAGUGUUGGAAAACGAAUAAACCCAAAAAGUUUUGGAAAAAUCAUGGAAAUUGUCCAAAGAAUACCUGUAAAAAAUAAAAUAUGUUUAAUUGCUAAUUUUAACUAAUUGGUAAAUCAGGCGAUAUUGCGAACAGGCAAAGCAGAGGGAGUGCUCGCUGCGAGAGGGCCCUUGCUGCAGCCAGCAACGUAGCGUAAACGUAAAUGUCUCUGAUAAAUUGUGGAUGUAAAUUUAGAAAAUGCCAGGAAAAUGCCGAUUUAAUAAUGCGUGGCUUCAUUCAGAUAAGUAUAAUGUAUGGCUUGAAAGAGAUCAUGAUCCAGGACGUGCAAAAUGUCGACUCUGCAAAAAAUUGUUUGACAUUUCGAACAUGGGAGAGGCAGCGUUAAGUAGCCAAGCUAAAGGCGCAAAGCACCAGUCUGCUGUUGCGCACGAAGAAACUUUGAACCCCAUCACUGGGUUUUUAAAUCCGAGGAACGCGUGACACCCACAGCCAGCUGCGGUGCUACACUUAAGUCCUCCAUCAAACAAGGGACCAUUUCGGAUGCUGUGUCAAGAAAAGAAGCCCUAACUGCAAAGGUAUUGUGGGCACUAAAGGUGGCUAAUUCUCACUACUCUUACAAGUCGAGUGAAGAUAUAAGACAAGUUUUUCCUGGUAUGUUUCCCGACAGCAAGAUAGCUGCAAGAUUUGCAUGCGAAGAAAGUAAAUGUUCGUAUAUUUGCACGUUUGGACUGGCUCCUUAUUUUAAAAAACUAACUUUGUCAAACAUAUCGAAGCAAAGAGCGUAUGUGAUGUUAUUCGAGGAAAGCCGGAAUCAUUACUUACAGACGAAACAGUUAGACAUGCACGUCAGGCUGUGGCACGGAAGUGAGGUGAAGACUAAAUACAUUGGCUCAGAGUUUAUGGGUCAUGAAUUUUGCCUCGAAAGUAAUGGAGAAGUCAUGGAAAUGUAUUGGUAAAAAUGUGUACGAACCCUGUAAACAAACCUUUUUGAAAGAAAUUGUUUUGAAAGCACAUAAGUUAUAUUAAAAUGAUUCAAGAUGAAAUGUGCUUUUAUUUAUCACUAUGAAACGUGUCUGAAGUAUUUAGUUUGAAAAAGCAAUACACAUACUUCAAUAAGAGUGCAAAUUCUGGAAAACAUACGAGUCAUAACUGUUAUAAUAUUGAGGGGGUCCUUGAAAAAUUGUCUCACGUUUAAGGGGUCCCUGGCCUCACAAAUUUUCAGAACCGCUAUAGAGGAUAUGAUCUGGCUGUAUAUCUGUGAUUGUACUGUACUGUGAUCCUGGCACCUGAAUCAGAUCUUAAAAACGCUUUAAAAAAGCAAGUUUAGUUAACCAAACACACUGUAUGCUCAUCAAAACUGCCGCAAUGGUUACUCAAAAGGGUACAAAUUCAUACAAACAUCUUCCUAUCUUCUGCUGGCAAUAUAUAGUGUUUUUGUCAGUAAUAUGCUGACAUAAGAUACACAGAAAUAUUAAUUACUUACAGCACAGCUCUAUAUUAGCACAUUAGCACCUGGUUAAACUGGUUUGUGGGUGGUUAGUUAUAAGGGUGAAACUUUCACACAAAAGUAGUGAAGCUUAACUCACUGUGUUUGUGAAAAUCUUCAGCUUCACGUUCCUCCUGUCAUUCUCUCCCUUUCUCUCUCUCUCUAUAUCUCUCUCUAUUGGUUCCCUCUACCACACCUGCAUGAUAGUUGCUGAGUUGUUUCAGAUUACAGUUCAUAGUGGGGUGUCGCCAUGUCAACAGUGUUUAGUGUUCCAAAGUGUUAACCCCAUCCUGAGACAGACAGUGUCACGUUAGGGAGUAAAGGAUUAUGUAAAUCAUUCCAGGAAAUGUCUGGAAUAACUUCCUCAAACAAAAAGAAAAAGAAACCUUAGCUAAAAAUGGUGCUGUAGAAACAUGGAGGUCAAAUGGAUCACGCUGAUGUCAGCUUCUCAGUAAUAUAAUUCCCUGUCCACACAUGCAGCGAUUUAUCUGGAGGUCACCAUGCUGCUGUACUGUGGGUUGCUAGUAGGUGUGCCUACUAAUGGAUGCCCUAUUGGAUGUUAUUGGUGACCAUUUUGCCAUGAUUUAAACUGGCCAUUGUUUUAAUAAAUCAGAUCAAAAUUUGAAGGUAUUGCUGGAAAAUGCAUUUAUAUACAUUCUGACUAUGAACAAAACUAAGAAAAAACAACAUUACCAUUGCUUUAAUCUAAGUUGUUUUAAUCUAAGAUGUCUAGGCCAAAUUCUAUCAACCUAAGUCAUAUCGCUUUACACACCUACACUGCAUUGGCAAAAGUCACUCAUGUCAUUGAAAAUGGCCAACAUUACAUCAAAAUUAAAUACGUUUCAGGUUCACUGUAUUUUUAAAAGCCCCUUAAGAAUGGACAGAAAUGGUCAAUAUUAUUGCAGCACUCUGCAGUGUUUGUUGGUUUACCUACUCUGAACUCUGAAAGUUAUCAUGACUGUUGUCAUCGCCUUUAGAAAACUAAAUAAAAUGGUGAGGUGGCAGAUUGGUGUUUUAUUCCUCUAUGAAUAUUAAUGCGUAAUAUAACAGGAGAUAAGGGAUGGGCCCUGGUGCUAUCCGAUGUCUCGUGUAUGCGUAAGAUCAGAACUUUAUCUGAGUUUCCAGGUACGAACAGUGCCACAACACUGCAGUGUGUUCAGCUCUAAAACCGCAAGCAUCAUCAGCAAUGCAGCAGGGGUUGCCUGUGUCAGGAAGAUCUGUAGAUACUCACACACACACAUACACUCAAGAGAACACUAAUGAACCAGUAGAACUUUCAGUGUUCACCCUGCUAGGUCUCUGUGAAUGCACAAAACUUCUUUCUCUAGCAUUGCAAGUGUAUGAAUAAAAAUUGGCUGACGUUUAUUAAGUAUGCACCAACAACUUUUUUAGAUGGAUGCAACCAAUAGUGAUCUAGAAGACAUCUCAAGAUUCUUUCAAAAUGUGCUAAGAGAGAAUGUGCUGAUUUGUAUACUUUCUCAUCAAAUUCUUCCAAGGUCAAAAUAUGCGAAAUUGAAUCAUCUAACCUGAUAUAUUUUUACUUUUACGAGGCUAUGAUUCUAUUUCAAUUUGUACAAUGUAAAAAUUAUUAGAAAAUAAUGAAGAAAGAAGCUCUAAACCUAUUAUCACUGGAGCAAAGGCAGAUCUUUCUAAAUUGUACUACAAAUACACAUUUCUACGAAUAAGCUACUUUGUAAAAUAGUUAUAAACUGACAUCACGUAUGACAUCCCAAAAACAUGGUUGCCCCCAGGAGACAGUUAAAACAUUCACUUUAAAGGUCCAGUGUAUGAAAUGCAGCGGCAUCUAGUGGUGAGGUUAUGAAUUGCAACCAGUGGCUCACUCCACCUCUUCCCCAUCCCUUUCGAAGUACUACGGAGGCUGCACAGGACUAAGAUGUCAUCAAGUUUUCGCUUCUUUGACGAAGGAACCCAGUGUAAGGCUGUCUUAAAUAUAAAUGAUCUGCCUACCUGGACAGCAUUUUGGGAUUAGGGCUGUCACGAUUAUUAAAUAAUCGUCUCAUCGCGAUUGUUUGACCUCAUCGCGAUGGUUUCAGAUCAUCGCAAUUAUCGCACAUCUCUAUAGAAGACACUAGGGGGAGCUGAAGUGCAUCUGCAUAUUGCAUAUUUUAUUAUAUAUAUUGUAACUAAAGCAUGGUAAUACUUGUAAAAUGUACCACCACAACACAAUCACUUUAAAAAAAACUAAAGCAUAUAUCAUAAAAAUAACCUGCAGUACAAUUUAAUAUUAUUUCAGUGUGAAAACCAGUCUACCAAAAUCUCAUUAACAUAGAAGUAAACUUUUUUUCUAGUCUUGCAAGUGAGAAAAAAACAGACUAGAAGCUUUUCUAUGACUGAUAGCAUUUUAAUGGCUUCAAUUCACUCCUGAUCAAUUUACUUCAUUUACAAGUAUUUGGUGGUUGUAUUAUUAUUGACAGGUAAAAGCCUAAACCUUCAGUAUGAUGACCCAAUUUUUUCCGAUGUAUUUCCAAGAAAAAAGCAUAGUCUUGUUGUAACAAAGCUCAAUGUAGGGAAGGAAGGAAGCGGGAACCGGCGAACAUUUCACAAACUUUAAUACAAAAUAAACAAACAAUAAUUCAGCAAAUAAAAGGCCGGCAGCCACCUCACGGUCGACUGCCGGCCACACGAACAUAAACAAACUUAACUUCCGGGCCCGGUCCUCUCUCUCGAUGGUCCGGUCGCUCGUCCUCUUAUGCUCCCGAGCUCCCCCGUGAGGCAUGCGGGGACCGGCGGUCGCACAGCUGACACUCGUUGCCACUUACGCCGCCGGCCCCGCCUUACUCGCCCCACGGCUCUCGCCCCGCCUUCCUCGCUACACUUGUAUUCAGAACAAUAUGGUCGUUUCAAAGCUGAAUAAAAAAUGUAUGAGAAUUAAAAGUCAAAGCUCUAAAACAGACAAUUAAUCGUCAUAAUCGCAAUGAUUUAUUAGACAAUUAAUAGUCAGCCAAAUUUCAUAAUCGUGACAGCCCUCAUCAUAGAUACGUUUAAGGCUUGCAGCCAAGGUUUGAAAGAACAGGUUUUUUGCUUGCAUUUGCUUGAUGUGCCAAAACACUAUGAAGACUUCCUAGAAUUUUAUGCAAAUAUGAAUUUUUAAGAGUGUUUGGUUCGUCUUGAAUGCAGAGUCUAGUCAAUAAUAUUAAUGCUUUUUUAAACUUUGAUUAUCUGCAGGCAGUGUUGCAGGACGUGUUGCUGCAAUAGAAGACUGAAGUUGUGCUCUGUGAGACUGUAGAUUUGUGAAUCGAUUUGCCGUCUGCAGCAGUGUUUGUCACGCUCUGUCCAUCAUACAUGAAGCUCUUCCUAACUGACUGUAGCCACCUUACUGUACUUCUCUUCUCUUCUCUUCUCUUCUCUUCUCUUCUCUUCUCUUCUCUUCUCUUCUCUUCUCUUCUCUUCUCUUCUCUGCUCUGCUCUGCUCUGCUCUGCUCUGCUCUGCUCUGCUCUGCUCUGCUCUGCUCUGCUCUUCCCUUCCCUUCCCUUCCCUUCCCUUCCCUUCUGCAGCUCUGUUAUACCUCAUUUCCCGCCGUUCUUAUCUCUGCAGUGCUGCUUUUGUGAGGGUGAUGGAUAAGGCUGCUGUAAGCUGUCUUCCUGUAUUUUAGAAGAGGACUAAAUCAGGCCGGAUGACAUGUUCCCUCUGGGGACCGAAGCUUAGAAACUUCCCUUGCCUUGACUGAGUUGACAAAUCAAGAAUUUACCUCAUUUAUUCCCUUGUACACAGUACUUCAAAAUGCACAAUUUAGGUUUCAUUAGACUUGUGUGUUAACUCUGCAUGGUGUUCGUUGGGCCAGUUGAAAAAUCACAAAUUUGCUUCCCGACCUUUUAAAUCCAACAGCUACUGUAACAAAGUUUGAAAUGUAUAGGAGCAAACCAACCUCUAUAAUAUACGGUAGGGUUUAAUAUAAUUUGGAAGCAUUCAAAGUUGCAAUUUGUAACUUUUUUCUCUUGAUUGUUUAAGGUGUAAAAUUGUAGAUUAAAAUGCCAUUGAACCACAUAUUUGUACAAAGAGCUUUAGUAAAUAUUAUACAUUGUGAAAUCCAUUACAUUUUUCAAUUCAACCUUCCUCAAAUUCUUAUAAUAUAAUUGAAAGAAAAUUGUUUAGAAUUUAAAUGAGAGUGCAUUAGAUGAGAAUUAAAUUCACAUUAAUAACGUCUUCUAAAAGAAGUCACAUUAUUCUUCUUUCUCAGAAUCAUAACUUUUUAGUUCAUACGUUAUGGGUGAGAAAUAUCAAUCACAGUCCAGAGAAAACCCAUGAGAGCUGCUUUCAACUGCUAUCAAUGCAGACUCUAUUAAUGCUAAGAUGACCUUGUACAGUACGUCAUCAUACAGUAUGACAUGACAUUGUUUACCAUUCACCAUGUUUAACAUUCUCUAACCUGCAAUGAUAUUCCACACAUACGGUCACUUAUCAUUUUUCUGAGGUGUUUGACAGAUCACAGGAACAUUUUGUCAGUUAAUCCGACAUGCCAAACGCUUGCUCAGUGUGUGUUAGAAAGGUCUUCUACUCUAAUAACCCCUCUUGAGCUCUUGGCACCCUGUAGAACAGAAGAAGCAUUGACUGCAGUGUGAGCUUAGAGCAGGAAGCUUGACACGCAUGCGCACACACACACUCACACAUCACAGAGCUGGAUCACUCUUUCAUCGUCUCUGAUGGAAUGAAAACUUUUAUUUAUUAUUUACCUUUUUCUUUGCCUUGUUCUGUCUUUGUAAUUGUUACGCACUCAGAAUCAUUGUUGGGUUUUUAAGCUACAGACAUUAUUUAAGGUAGUUCAACUACAGUCAAGUAAUUGGCUUUAGUACAAGCUACUAAUAAAAAGAAGUGACAGUUGCUAUUUAACGUGAUAUUUUUAUAACAUUUAAUUUGAUUUAAAGCAAAUAUAUAAUUUAAGAAUAUUUAAAAGAGCAUUUUAAGUAUAUACAGAUUAUAUUUUUGCAGUCUGACACAAAUCUGUAUUUAUCUGAGAGACAAAUGGCUGGGAUCUCAAUUAGGGUGAGAGCUUUAAAUAGCAUUAAAACAAUGAAAUGUACUUCAAGGAUUAUACAACAUUUUUUUUGUUUGUGCAAAUUAUCAAAAUAAAUCAUGGUAUACAAAAUAUACAUUAUACAUACAAAGUUAUGUGAAUUAUUUUGUAAACAAACCACAUGAACCAUCUGCCUAAAGUGAAAGAGUUACUGUUUUACUCAAAAAGAGAAAGUAGACUAGAUCAAGAACAGGCAAGUUUCUGUUUGCAAAUUAAUUUGCAGUUAUUUUCUAAGCAGCAGAACAUAAAAUUUUAAUCUCAAUUUAAUAACAGUCAUAUGUAAACUGCUUGUUCUUUAAGUGCAGUUGUGUAUGUGUGCGUUGACAGUUGCGCAUUCAGUAGGGAUUUUAUAUGAAUCUCUCAGACAGCUGCAUGCUCGUUGUGUAAGGGGUGACACACAGAAUCACACCUAUUUGCAGACCCUAUUCCACUGGUCCCAUACAUCAGACAUACACACAGUCUGUCUGUCACAUUCAUACACAAAAAUACACAUUCAACCUUUCUGGGAUUGUAUCGUAAAUGGGUGAGAAUGAGUGCGAAUGGAUGUAAAGGACUAAAUUGUGUAUUUUUAGCAGUGAUCAGAGACUAAGUCCAAUGUGGCUCGAGAGCAAGGUGGAUAAUGGCUGAUAUAAUUCUAAUGUAUAUGAUUUAAUUUAAUAACACACAAUUAAAUUAAAUCAUAUACAAUUAAAAAAAAAAAACCUACUUGCUCCCCGGGCGCUGCAGUGAUAGCUGCCCACUGCUCCGGGUGUAUGUGUGUUCACCACUUGCUGUGCGUGUGUUCACUACUCUCUGGAUGGGUUAAAAGCAGAGGUCACAUUUCGGGUAUGGGUCACCAUAUCUGACUAAUAGGUCACUUUCACUUUCAAUUGCUGAAACAAAAAAAAAACAUCAGAGAAUUUACUCUCUGAAAAAAGCAGACCCUCUUAGUUGAGAAAGUGGAUGCUGUUAUUGGUUAUUAUUAGUAUAAUAUCAAAACAGCCGAAUAUCUAUUGGCUUCAUAGUCUGGAUGAUAUACAGUAUAUAUCAGCUGUCACUAUUUUGUCUCAGUCUGUCACUAUUUUAAGAAUAGUUGCAUGAACAAAAGUUGUUACCACUUGAAAUGCCUAAAUUGAAAGCAGUUUGCAUGAGUUAUAAUAACUGUCUGGUGGUAACGCACCUUAACAUGGGGAUGUCCAAGAAGCACAAGAUGUUUAUUCUUUUUAGGUAACAUCAUGCAGUGCAGCAUUAAAAACACCCACAUACAGUGACAUAGUCCCAUUCCAAACUAGCAUGAGCACAGGUUAUUCUGGCUUUGGGCAUUGGUUUCUCAUACCUGGAUUCCUCUCUGUACUAGAUAAUGUUAACAUGUUUCACACUUUUAUGUUUAGGAAACCAAGUCGAGAAACUUCACAAUUGUAUGAACAUUUAGGGCUUUUCCAGCAAGAAGUCUAUUUAAUAAAACUUAGUAACUUAUAUUAAGUAACAUAUAUAUAUCUUUUACUAAAAAGAACUCUAGAAUAUGUUUAUGGAUUUUGUUGUUGAUUUGUUUUGCUGUUUUAUUUUCUUACUGUGAAACUUCACCUGUAUUAGCAAACAAGGAGGACGCAGGCAGACAAGAUUAAUCAUUUUCUUUGGGGCUGCCCCCUUUGAUUUUGUGCAGUGUCACAUAGAAUAAAAAAGUGAGCUGUGUGUGUGUGCGCGUGUGUGUUUGUGGCUGGACGCGUGUAUAUGUGUGUGGUUUAUAUGUCCAUGCACUACAGCCUGUCAAUUUUGCAUUUAUGUUAACAUUAAAGGUGAUUUGAGUGACUUCUCUUUGCUUAACUGUUUUUUAAGGUCUCUCCCUUUUCCCUCGCUUCACACAGACACACAAGCACACACAUACACGCAUGCACACAUUUGUUUUCGGCCAACACAGCAUUUUUGUAUUUUGGUCUAACUGCAUUAAGGCAGAGAUUAAAAAAUAAAUAUACACCUACAUGCUCACUCGUGAAUAUACUUUUAAAAGCGGACAUUUUUUACUUUGUAGCAUUUUUCACUUCUAAAGUUGC
This is a messenger RNA of Triplophysa rosa, 12136 nucleotides long. Its product is annotated as leucine-rich repeat-containing protein 52. Gene Ontology annotation, cellular component: voltage-gated potassium channel complex. The record is from RefSeq and is a predicted model, not a curated record. Lineage: Eukaryota; Metazoa; Chordata; Actinopteri; Cypriniformes; Nemacheilidae. Gene Ontology annotation, molecular function: transmembrane transporter binding; voltage-gated potassium channel activity; potassium channel activator activity. The coding region runs from base 411 to 1382 and encodes 323 amino acids. The transcript is spliced from 2 exons.